CCAUCGCUCGGGGCUGGCGCCUUCUGGGGGCACCCGGCCGGGAGCCGGCCAUAGAGCCCCACGACAUCCAUUCCGCAGAAACCGGGCCCCAUGCAUGAGGCCCGGAGGCAAUGUGCAGACGGCCGAAAAAGAAGAGCGACAGGCCCGCCCCAGGAUCCCCUGAAGGUAAGUCAUCGCUGGAAAGGUGAUGGCGGAAAGGGAGAAGUGGGCCAAGGCGACGAUAGCACCCGCGUCCUCAGCGGGUGGGGAGACCAUCCUCAAGGUAUACCCAGAGCUCAUGCAUCUCGCUGGGAUGCUCCGGUCGAGCGAGAGCGCUACGGAGACCCACGCCACCUACCACCCCCGCUACUCUGGCCCCCGCCCCGGCGCUUCCCUUCCUGUGUUGCCAAAACCCCGCGGGCGCGCCCGCAAGGUUGUGGCGCGCGGGCGGCCGGCCCGCGUGCCUCAUUCAUUGACACGGGGCCCACCUGCAUCCGGCGCGGCCGCCUUCCCCCGGGGCCGGCCAGCCGUAGGCUGCUGCGCGGGCGCCCCUUGGCCCCUCCGGACCGGUGCUUGAGGCCCUGGCUGGCUGCCUAGCUGCGCGCCAGCCCGGUGCGCGGGUAUCGUAUGUAGCCGCGGGGCGCCGGGCUCUCACUCGUCCAUGGAUUUUGCUUUCAGGUGUAUUUCGAUGCGCCAGGAGGAAUGGGGCCCCCGUGUUAUGUCAGUAAGCGCAUAUUGUCUGAUCCGGCGCGGCCCUCAAGUUGAGCUGCUGCCGCCCCCUUGUGGUGCGUGCGAGCGGGCGCCGUCGUCGUAUUGCAAUAAAUUGACUUCUUUGUCUGUAAAUGAGAUUGUAAGGGACUCGCUCCUGAAGCAGGCAGCUCUCGGCGUCCGGCCCGGUCGUUCCUGCCAACUACCCAUGACUCGUUCAUCUCGUAGGUGGUCCUACAAAAAACAAUAUAGGCCGGCAGCUUCUUGUGUUUGCUCAUGUUCCUGUGUCGAUGUGUAUUGUUGAAAUGUAGCAUUCAGUGUGUCGAGCGUGUUGUAGGUGUUGUAACUGACAACGCAAGAAAGGCGCGCUGCGUUAGCUCCCCGCCCACAAAAGUUUUGAUUUUGUGCAGGAUAAAUCAUGAUGAUGAUUCUGUGAAGUGGUAAUUAGGUCUGGGUCCGUUUAUCCAUCAGGGCACCAUAACAUCGGUG
This is a messenger RNA of Amoebophrya sp. A120, 1176 nucleotides long. Lineage: Eukaryota; Dinophyceae; Syndiniales; Amoebophryaceae. The record is from the annotation of a GenBank genome assembly.